Molecule: messenger RNA, 399 nt
Organism: Oldenlandia corymbosa var. corymbosa
Lineage: Eukaryota; Viridiplantae; Streptophyta; Magnoliopsida; Gentianales; Rubiaceae
Source: the annotation of a GenBank genome assembly
AUGCAUCUAGAAGAUCAGAGGCCCAGAUUUUCCAAGAUAAGCCAUCAUGCCAAUGUGACUCAGUGCUUGGGUGCAAUUGGUGGCCAUGUUUGGUACCUUGGAGUUUCUAAACCAUCCCUUGUAGAAGAACCCGACUUUGAUGUCGCUGAGCCGCCACCUGAGGUGGUACAAUCACGCUGGGGACAUUUCUACGUGCAUGCUCCAGUUGAUGAAGUUCAUUUCUUUAGGAUUUCGGGUGUCAUGUUUCUUAAGCUCAAUCGUGGUACAUGGCAUGCUGGUCCAUUAUUCAACCGAAAGUCCAUGGUUUACAACCUUGAACUCAGCAACACCGAUGCCGUAGAUGUCACCAACCAUUAUUUCAUUGACACGGACAAUGUGAAAUUCGUGUUGGAUGAGUAG